Oncorhynchus nerka (sockeye salmon) is the source of this 1797-nucleotide messenger RNA. RefSeq names its product adenosine kinase-like. The coding region runs from base 222 to 1421 and encodes 399 amino acids. The record is from RefSeq and is a predicted model, not a curated record. Gene Ontology annotation, cellular component: nucleus; cytosol. The transcript has 2 exons. Gene Ontology annotation, molecular function: adenosine kinase activity. Gene Ontology annotation, biological process: purine ribonucleoside salvage; purine nucleobase metabolic process. Lineage: Eukaryota; Metazoa; Chordata; Actinopteri; Salmoniformes; Salmonidae.
CACCACUAUCAUCCUGGUUAUCAUCUAUGCUUUUGAAGCAUGCGAGUCAACGUCAACGGAGUUGUUGCAUAGGUAGAAGAGGGUUGUCUCCCUGUUUCAGAAAGGUGUUAUAAAAGACAAGAGCAUACAUUCUCAUCCUUCAGUAGACUCAUCAUUCAUUCUACUAACGCUAUAGCUCAGGAACAGAACUAGUGGAGGUUGCAGUGUGCUCCUUCAGAACCAUGUCGUCAGGCGAACCCAGAGCCAAGAAAAUUAAGAAAACCCCAGAGGGGAAUACUCCCAAGAGGAACACUCCCAAGAGGAACACUCCCAAGAGGAACACUCCCAAGAGGAACACUCCCAAGAGGAACACUCCCAAGAGGAACAUUCCAGAGAGGAAAACCCUGACCAAACUCAGCCCUAAUUCUCUGUUCGGGAUGGGGAACCCCCUUCUGGACAUCUCAGCCGUUGUGGACCAGGACUUCCUGGAGAAGUACGGUUUGAAGGCAAACGACCAGAUUCUGGCGGAGGACAAGCACAAAGCAUUGUUUGAAGAGAUUUUCAAGUUUAAAGUAGAGUAUCAUGCCGGAGGAUCUACUCAGAACUCUAUAAAGGUCGCCCAGUGGAUGAUCCAGGAGCCCCACAAGGUGUGUACAUUCUUCGGCUGUAUCGGGAAGGACAAGUUUGGGGAGAUUCUGAAGCAGAAGGCAGUGGAGGUCCACGUGGACGCCCACUACUAUGAGCAGACAGAAGAGCCUACAGGGACCUGCGCCGUGUGCAUCACCGGGGACAACAGGUCUAUGGUAGCUAAUCUAGCAGCCGCUAACUAUUAUAAGAAGGACGGACAUCUGGACUUAAAGGAGAACUGGAAACUGGUGGAGAAAGCCAAGGUCUUUUAUAUCGCUGGCUUCUUCCUGACGGUGUCUCUGGAGUCCAUCCUGAAAGUAGCCAAACACGCAUCUGAGAACAACAAGCUGUUCACUCUGAACCUCUCCGCUCCCUUCAUCUGCCAGUACUUCAAAGAUGCCCUCAUGGAGGUCAUGCCCUACGUAGACGUGCUGUUCGGCAAUGAGACGGAGGCAGCCACGUUUUCAAAAGAGCAAGGCUUUGAGACAGAGGACAUUAAGGAGAUUGCUAAGAAGGUCCAGACUCUGCCCAGAGUCAACAAGAAGAGGCCGAGAAUCGUUGUCUUUACUCAGGGGAAGGACGAAACCAUCAUGACCAAAGGAGGUGACAAGCUGGAGACGUUCAAAGUUCUGCAGAUUGAGCAGAAGGACAUUGUGGACACAAAUGGUGCCGGUGAUGCCUUUGUAGGAGGAUUCCUGUCAGAGUUGGUCCAGGAUAAGACAUUGGAACAAUGUGUGAAAGCAGGACACUACGCUGCCAACGUCACCAUCAGACAAACAGGAUGCACCUUCCCUCACAAACCAGACUUCCACUGAUGACCUUUAACCUUAACCUCUGACCCCUAAGCGAUCCACCCUGACCCUCACCAUCCCAACUAACCGAACCAGGGCCCCCCCCAUCCCUUUUUUUAUAAUCAUCCAUCCAUGCUUUCAUCCAAUCCAUCCAUCCAUUCAUGCUUUCAUCCCUCCUUCACUUGACUUUCUGCAACCAGACUUCUGUGCCUGUUCUUCUUGUCCUUCACUAGGUGGCUUGGGCCACACCCACACCCGAUGUGUUUAUACUGACGUUCUACUGCCUCCAUUAGUGACUCGGCUCAAGUCAACUGCCCUUUGUAGACUCAGUUAGCCUGAUGGUACUUACUUAAUGCUUCCUGAUUCAGUUAAAGAGAUGCUAUAAAGGCUUUGUAUCGUU